ACUACUAAUAAAAAAAUUAGCCAGGCAUGGUGGUGCAUGCCUGUGAUCCCAGCUACUCAGGAGGCUGAACUUGGAGGUCGAGUCUGCAGUGAGGCUGUGUUUGUUCCACUGCACUCCAUCCUAGGUGACAGAGCAAGACCCCCUCUCAGAAAUUAAAUAAAUAAAUAAAAAUUUUUGAAAUGGAGAACUGAGAAAAGGAACACUAAUGCAGUUGUGUUCCCAUGGAAGAUAGUCAAACAAAGCUAAACAUAGCUGGAGUAAGAGAACCAGUGGCUGCUAACAGACGUGGAACUGUGCAACUGAACUAACCCCAAGGCUUACUCCCUCCCUGGGGAGUUGAGGCCAGAAGCAUUUUCUGUAGCAUCCGUGGCAGAGCUGUGGGGCCUUUCUGGCUCAACUGGGAAGGAAGGUGACGGCUGUUGUUCUUCAAGGAAUCGCUUUCCUGCCUCCUGAAGGGAAUCACCAGGGCCUAGAUUCUGGAAAGGGAAGGGAAAGUGGAGAACACAAAAAGGAAACGUUUUCUUGUUCUCCCAUGAGAUUCAUGUGCAUGUCCCCAAGCAGAUUGCCAGAGGAAAUGAAGGUUCUUUAAAAAUAAUAAAUAAAUAAUAAAUUCUGGCCCAGCACAGUGGCUCACACUUGUAACCCAGCACUUUGGGAGGCUGAAGCAGGAGGACCACUUGAGCCCCGGAGUUAGAAACCAGCCUGGGCAACAUAGCAAGACCCUGUCUCUACAAAAAUGUUGAACAAUUAGCUGGGUGUGGUGCACACAGCUGUAGUUCCAGCUACUCAGGAGGCUGAGAUGGGAGGAUUACUUGAGCCCAGGAGUUCAAGACCAUCCUGGGCAUGAUGGUGAGACCUCGUCUCAAUUUAAAGAAAAAAAAAAAAAAUCCCUCCCAUGCCUGUAAUUCCAGCACUUUGGGAGGCUGAGGUGGGUGAAUUGUUUGAGCUCAGGAGUUCAAGACCAGUCUGGACAACAUGGCAAAAUCCUGUCUCUACAAAAAAUUAGCGAGGCGUGGUGGUGCACGCCUGUAGUCCCAGCUACUUGGGGAGCUGAGGUGGGAAGAUCAAUCGAGCCCAGGAGGUCAAGGCUGCAGUGAGCCGAGAUCAUGCCACUGCACUCCAGCCUGGGUGACCUUGUCUCAAAAAAAAACCCACCAAAAUCCCUCCCUUAAAACAGAGUUCAGUGACGGUUGUCACUCUGUGCAAAAAUGAACUUGCCCAGUGGGUUUAUAUUUACUAUCAACCAAUAUCAGGCUAUGAAUAGCAGAAAAAGGCAAGUAAGGCCAUGUAACAUUUCACUUUUUCCUGGAGCUCCAGGCUGACCCUGGUUUGGCUGGCCAGGGUGGGACUAGAGGUGAGGCUCCAAAUCAUCUGGGUACAGGCGGACCACAUAGACCAAGAAAGUGCCUUUCAAACUGCCACAUUUGUAAUCCUAGCUACUCAGGAGGCUGAGGCAGGAGGAUCCUUGAGCCCAGGAGUUCAAGACCAUCCUGGGCAACAUACUGAGACCCCAUCUUGAAUGAAUGCAUGGUGCCUUUCCCCAGACUUCCUUUGAAUUGAAAGAAAACAAGUCACUUCAUAAGUUACUUUAUGAACCAUUAAAACUGGAUACAGCCAUUUGUUGGGUGGCGUACCACCGCUUCAAAUAUCACUUAUAGGGAAUUUAGGGAAAAAUAUUUUCCCCUAAUAUCAGGAAGUUUAAAAAUAAGUAACCAGAUAAUCUGGGGCCAGGAGCAUGUAGUGGGAGAGUUAUCAGGCCCACCCAGUUCCCUGAGACAGAUGGAAAAAACUGACCCUUCUCUUCAUCAGUUCUUAUAGAUGUAAUUUCAAUAAAUGGGAAAGGAUAAUGCAAAACCCUUCCUUGUCCCUGUACACAUGGGGAAGAGUUGAACAAAAUGCUAGGGGAAUUUGGCUCUGAAGGUCCCUGAAUAGCUUGAGAGCUCUCACUGGGGACCCAUCCCUGGGAGAAUCAACUUGCAUCACCUUUGGGCAACCACCCCUGGAACCAUAACAGAAGGGGCAAGACCAAGCAAGUUCCUAUUGCCUUGAGUGAGUCCUGGAAGAAAGUGGUUACUGGGGUAACCACAGCCUGUGCCAUUCUUUACAGCCCAAAUGCCAUCCCUAGUUUUGCACCUAGAAGUUUAGCCAUUAAUUGUGUUCAUAGAUUUAGGGGUCCAUGUGCAGGUUUGUUACUUUAGGUAUAUUGUGUGAUGCUGACAUUUGGCAUAUGAAUGAUUCUGUCACCCGGGUAGUGAACAUAGUACCCAGUAGUUAGUCUUUCAACCCCAGUAGUCCCUAGUAGCUAUUAUUGCCGUCUUUAUGUCUAUAAGUAUCCACAGGUUAGCUCCCACUUGUAACAUGUGGUAUUUGGUUUUCUGUUCUUGCAUUAAUUUGCUUAGGAUAAUGGCCUCCAGCUGCAUCCAUGUCGCUGCAAAGGAUACGAUUUUAUUCUCUUUUAUGGCUGUGUGAUUUUUCCCCCCCAGCUAUUCUGGGAGCUACUCUCUUUAGGGUACCUCCGCAUAUGUAGUACGUUUUUCUCCUGUUAAUCUGUGUAUUGUCAGUUGAUUCACAGGCCACUGACCAAUUGGACCUAAAUUGGUAGAGAAGUUUUUUCUCCCAACAGUUUAUAUAAAUUUAGUUUAUUAAUUUUAACUGCUGCAUAGUGUUCCAUUUAGAAUAGGCUGGAGGUUUUUGUUUUUGAGUUUCCUAUUAUAAACCAAAAACAAAAUUCUAAUCUCCCCAACCAACUGAAUGUACACCCUCAGCCAAGGGGAUCCCAAAAAAAACCUGAAAAAGUUCAGGCCAUGACAGGAAGAGGGGUGGUUAGAAGUUCAGGCCAUGACAGGAAGAGAGGGGGAAGGUCUCAUUAUAUACCCUCCUCUCUUUGGAGUUUAGACCCAACUGACCAGCAUUAACAUUAAAACAGAGAUUUUAAGACCGACAAAACAGACUCUUUGUAGCAAUAAGAUCAAAUUCCAACCUGACUCUGAUGUAACAUCUCAUGACAGACAGCAGGCCUGGAAGGAGAUCAGAGUAUUUUAACCCAAAAUAUAUUUCUUCGACAUAUUUUGAAUGGCCCUGCAAAGCUGUCCCUUGUGGGGGAAAUUUGCAUUUUUUUAGAGAAUCUCCUUCCUCUACUAGGUUUUUCCACAGAGUUUGACACCUUUUAGGUCAGAUAAGAGACUGUCACAUCUAUUAUCUCUGAAGCUUGUUCCUUGGAGGUUUCACCUACAUGACAAAAACCUUGGCUUCCAAAACACUCCCCCCUUACCAUAACUCAAGCUGACUUCAACUCUUCACUCAGAGCUUAACUCUUUGAACCAAUUGCCAGUCAGGAAAUCUCUCAAUCCACCUGUGACCCAGAAACAGCCCCCAACUCCCACUUUGAGAAGUCCCCCUAUUUCAGGCCAAAACCAAUGUAUUCCUUCCAUGUAUUGAUUUAUGUCUUUGCCCAUAACUUCUGUCUCCCUAAACCCAAGCUGCAAUCCCACCAUCUUCGGCACAUGUUCUCAGGACCUCCUGAGGCUGCAGCAUGGGCCACGGUCCUUAACCUUGGCAAAGUAAACGUCUUAAUCAAUUGAGACCUGUCUCAGAUGCUUUUUGGUUUACACUAUCAAUGAGUGGGUUUUUAGGUUGUCUUCAAUUUUCCAUUGCAAACAAUGCUGCUGUGAACAUCCUUGAACAUGCCUCCCUGUUUACAUGUACAAAUAUAUCUUAGAAAACAGGAAUACUGUAUCAUGGGUUAUGUGCUUUUUCUUUCUUUCUUUCUUUCUUUUUUUUUAUUGUAGACACUGUCAAAUAGACUUUAGAGUACUGAUAAAUGUUUAACAACCAGUCUUCCAAAAAGAGGAAGUGGGGCUGAUUUGUAGCAUUUACCAAUUUCCAUGGUGUGAAUUCUUCCACCAUGGCCGAUUUCAAACUACUAAUGAGACAUGAAUGCACAAUCAGCUCUGUUAGCUGGUAUGAAGUGGCUCCAGCAUAGUUCUCAGAAUCUCUCAAACUCAGAAUGCAUAUAAAUAUUGGCAAAUAGCCCUCUAAAGUAGCCCAACCAAUGUAUACUUUCACAAGCAGUGUAUGAGAAUAUCUACAGUCAUGCUCCGCAUAACGAUGUUUCAGUCAAUGACAGAUGACAUGUGUGACAGUGGUCCCAUAAGAUUAUAAUGGAGCUGAAAAAUUCCCAUCACUAGUGUCAUAGCACAUUAUUUAUGUGUUUUUGGUGAUGCUGGUAUAAAUAAACUACUGCACUGCCAGUCAUAUAAAAAUAUAACACAUACAAUUAUGUGCAAUACAUAAUACUUGAUAAUAAGUGUGUUACUGGUUUAUGUACUUACUAUACUGUGCUUUUUAUCUUUUAAGUAUACUCUCUACUUAUUAAAAAAAAAAAAAAGUCCUUUCCGUGCUACCUGCAGAGGGGUCCAUACGGCGUUGUUCUGGAUUCCUAUCAUAACUUAAAGGGAAACUUUCACAAUGUCCGGAGCCCUUGAUGUCCUGCAAAUGAAGGAGGAGGAUGUCCUUAAGUUCCUUGCAGCAGGAACCCACUUAGGUGGCACCAAUCUUGACUUCCAGACGGAACAGUACAUCUAUAAAAGGAAAAGUGAUGGCAUCUAUAUCAUAAAUCUGAAGAGGACCUGGGAGAAGCUUCUGCUGGCAGCUCGUGCUAUUGUUGCCAUUGAAAACCCUGCUGAUGUCAGUGUUAUAUCCUCCAGGAAUACUGACCAGAGGGCCGUGCUGAAGUUUGCUGCUGCCACUGGAGCCACUCCAAUUGCUGGCUGCUUCACUCCUGGAACCUUCACUAACCAGAUCCAGGCAGCCUUCCGGGAGCCACGGCUUCUUGUGGUUACUGACCCCAGGGCUGACCACCAGCCUCUCACGGAGGCAUCUUAUGUUAACCUACCUACCAUUGCGCUGUGUAACACAGAUUCUCCUCUGCGCUAUGUGGACAUUGUCAUCCCAUGCAACAACAAGGGAGCUCACUCAGUGGGUUUGAUGUGGUGGAUGCUGGCUCGGGAAGUUCUGCGCAUGCAUGGCACCAUUUCCCAUGAACACCCAUGGGAGGUCAUGCCUGAUCUGUACUUCUACAGAGAUCCUGAAGAGAUUGAAAGAGAAGAGCAGGCUGCUGCUGAAAAGGCAGUGACCAAGGAGGAAUUUCAGGGUGAAUGGACUGCUCCAGCUCCUGAGUUCACUGCUACUCAGCCUGAGGUUGCAGACUGGUCUGAAGGGGUACAGGUGCCCUCUGUGCCUAUUCCCUACUGAAGACGGGAGCGCUCAGCCUGCCACGGAAGACUGGUCUGCAGCUCCCACUGCUCAGGCCACUGAAUGGGUAGGAGCAACCACUGACUGGUCUUAAGCUGUUCUUGCAUAGGCUCUUAAGCAACAUGGAAAAAUGGUUGAUGGAAAAUAAACAUCAGUUUCUAAAAAAAAAAAAAGUUAACUGUAAAACAACCUCAGGCAGGUCCUUCAGGAGGGAUUCCAGAAGAAGGCAGUGUUAUCAUAGGAGAUGACAGCUCUAUGCACGUAUUGCCCCUGGAGACCGUCCAGUGGGACAAGAUGUAGAGGUGGAAGACAGUGAUAUUGAUGAUCCCGACCCUGUGUACACCUAGGCUAAUGUGUAUUUGUAUCCUGGUUUUUGACAAAAAAAAAAAAUUAAAAAGUAAAUAAAUUUUUAAAAAUUUUAAUAGGAAAAAAGCUUACAGAAUGAGAAUAUAAAGAAAAUAUUUUUAUACAGCUGUACAGUGUGUUUGUGUUUUCAGAUAAGUGUUAUUAAAAGAGAGCCAAAAAGUUAAUUACAGUGAACUAAGGUUAAAUUUAUUGAAGAAAAUUUUUUUAAUUUAGUGUAGCAUAAGUGUAUAAAGUCUACAGUAGGGUACAGUAAUGUCCUAGGCCUUCACAUUCACUGACAUCUCACACACUGACUCACCUAGAGAAACUUCCAGUCUUGCAAGCUCCAUUCAGAUAAAUACCCUAGAUAGGUAUACCAUUUUUUAUCUUUUACACCGUAUUUUUACUGUAUCUUUUCUGUGUUUAGACAGACAAAUACCAUUGUGUUACAGUUGUCUACAGUAUUCAGUACAGCAACAUGCUGUACAGGUUUGUAGCCUAUAAACUCUACCAUAUAAGUAGGCUGUACUGUCUAGGUUUGUGUAAGUACUCUGUGAUGUUCACACAAUGAUGAAAUCGCCUAAUGAUGCACUGCUCAGGAUGUAUCCCCGUCGUUAAGCAACGAUGACUGUAUUUCCCAUUAUCCUUGUCAGUGCUUGGUAAUACCAUAAUUUUUGCCAGUAUGAUGAGUCAAAACUCAUUUUUGCAUUUUUCCCAAUCAUUAGUGAGAUUGAGCGUUUUUUUUUUUUUUUUUAUGUCUUUGCUACUUUUAUUUCCCUUUCCAUGAAAUGGUCUUUUGCCUUUUGCCUGGUUUUCUUUUCUUUCUUUCUUUUGAGACAGGGUCUCGCUCUGUCGCCCAGGCUGGAGGGCAGUGGCAUGUGAUGACAGCUCACUGCAGCCUCAACCUCAGGUGAUUCUCCCAUCCCAAGCCUCGCAAGUAGCUAGGGCUACAGGUGUGUGCCACCAUGCCCAGCUAAUUUUUUGUAACUUUUGUAGAGAUGGGGUUUCACUCUGUUGCCCAGGCUGGAGUACAGUGCCGCCAUCCCGGCUCACUGCAACCUCCACCUCCCAGGUUCAAGCGAUUCUUCUGCCUCAGCCUCCCUAGUAGCUGGAAUUACAGGCAUGUACCACCACACCCGGCUAAUUUUUUGUAUUUUUAGUAGAGAUGGGGUUUCACCAUCUUUACUAGGCUAAGCUGGUCUCGAACUCCUGACCUCAGGUGAUCUGCCUGCCCUGGCCUCCCAAAGUGCUGGGAUUAUAGGUGUGAGCCACCACGCCUGGCCCUGUUUUUCUUUUGGUAUUUUUCUGUUGAUUUGUUGCAGCCCUUGAUGUAGCCUGGAAACAAUUGUCCAUCAAGAAGUUUUCAAUCUAUUUUAGAAAGUGAAGUGGGAGGAAUAUUCCCAAAUGUUAUUGAGCACCUGCUAUAUGAAAAUACCUUUCAAGGACUGGGACUGAGAGAAAAGAGUAUACAUUGUGUACAUCAAACCCUAUUACCGAUUUAACACUGUGGUAGUGUCAGUCGAACACACACACACACACCAGUGAUAUAAAUAAAAACUAAUUACUAGGAGUAGUGAAGAAAAUAAAUUGCAUUUUGGCUCGGUCUGCCUAUUUGUCAUUUUUUUCACAAGCAUCCUAUUGGUCCUCAUCUCCGUUGGGACACUGAGGUCACCGGAUUAUUUUUCUGGAGGGAAUUCAUCAGCACUUCCUAUUCUCACUGAGGUUUCUAUGGAGUCUUCCUGUGAGGCUUAUCCCUCAUCUCCCUACCUGUCACAUUGGCCCUGAUCUCAAAAGGUGGAGUGGUUUCUCUUCCCAGGCUGUUUCUUCCUGAAAAUGACUGGCUGCCCCACCAGCGGGCUAUCCUCUGGGAUGAGUUAAGGAUGCACCAUUUUUCUGGGGUGUGGACAAUUCCCAGAAUCCCUCAAAUGCAGAUGCAGGAGGUGGCCAGUUUUUACAAAGGCAGGGCUGUGUAGGAGGAAACAUAGGUGUUAUCUUAGAUGGGAGUGAUUAUUUGCUAAAUGCAAUUUUGACUGCUUCUAAUUUGCUGCUCAGAGAUUCCGUCCUUGAACCAAACACAAAAAUUUUUAAGUUGAAAAGAUUGGAAUAGCAUCAGGUAGUAAUGCAGAUGUUAGAGAGGACAACUCUUGCAUCUUUCAAUUCCUUGGUAGUUUUGCCACCCCCAUCCCUCAUCCUUUACUGGUUUUAGUGAAUUCUGAAAGGGGACUCUGAUUCUCUGAAUGGCACCAAGAUAGAAAAUGGCUUUGGUAACAUCUUAGAGCAGUGAGUAGUUCUUAACCAGGGAUGGACAUCAGAAUCCCCCAAGGAGUAUCUACUAAACACCAGGCCUGCUGAAUCAGAGUCUGGGUGAAAGGCAGGCACAUGUAGUUAGGAAAAGCUCUGGAUAUGAUUCAGCUGUGCCUUCAUGACUAAGAGCCACUGCUCUGUUCUACUGCCAUUCUGUGAUAAGAUCAGUACAAACCUUCAGGGUAAGUGUUCAGAAACAUUUACAGCAAAUUCACAGAGUAUGUCUAUUAAAUUUAAUAAGUUUGGGCUUGUAUUUUGCAUGUAUUUUAGUUUGUUUUGUAUUUUACAAAAUUACCAGUCUGUGAUGAAUUGGAAAUGUUAAAAAUCAACCUUACAGUUUGAGAAGCACUGUUCUUGGCUUGUUUAGUUGUAUCUAAGUCAGACAGGCACAAUUAAAAAUUACCUGGUAUUAAAGUAAAUAAUUAAGGCCGGGCACAGUGGAUCACGCCUGUAAUCCCAGCGCUUUGGGAGGCUGAGGCAGACCGAUCACUUGAGGUCAGGAGUUUGAGACCAGCCUGGCCAACAUGACAAAACCCCAUCUCCACUACAAAUAAAAAAGUUAGCUGGGCAUGGUGGUGGGCGCCUGUAAUCCCAACUACUUGGGAGGUUGAGGCAGGCAAAUUGCUGGAGCCCAAGAGGCGGAGGUGCGGUGAGCCGAGAUCACGCCACUGCACUCCUGGGUGCAGUGCAAAACUCGAUCUCAAAAAUAAAUAAAUAAUAACUAAAUAAAUGAGAGGCCAUUAGACUCAGACUUCUCUAGUGCCUUAGGUUCCUUUCGAAGCAAAUCAAAACCCAACUCAAAGUGGCCUAGGAAAACAAAACUUAAGCAUAACCAGUCAAAACCUGCUAACCUCUAACUAGAAACUACCAAUCAGAAACCACCAACUAGCCUCUAACUAGGGACUUCCACUUCAACGAAUCAAAUUGUGGUUUGUGAAUUGGCAAUGUCCAAUUCAUGAAUCGCGGUCUCAAAUCUUUUUAAAAUUUUAAUGUGUCUAAGUUUAUCUAACACUGGUUUGGUAGCCUUGUGAUCCUGGCGAGUAACUCUCUAGGUAUCAGUGACCUCCUCUGGUGGGUCUUUGAGAGAAUUAGAGAUAAUGAAUGUAUCCAAAGCACCUAGCACCAUGCCUGACAUUCAUAGAAGUUAUAGAAGCCCAUCAUAAAACAGUUCCUAACAAAACUGUCUUCCAAUUAGUUGUUGAAGAACACACAGAAUCCUAGAGGUUGGUGACUGCUGCAUCAUAUUGUAACCAACCCAGAGUGCACAGGAUGACAGAUUUGUGCAGCCUCUCUAAACGGUUUAACUUGGAGUUCAGCCAUGGGGAAGGGAGCUUAGUGGCCAUGGCACUAUAGGACAAACCUCUGGUUAGCAGACCUCUCCCCAGUCGCUCCUUCCUGGCUCCUCUCUCACAUUCCCCUUUCCCUUCUCUUUCGUACCCUACUGGGCCUUCCCCCAAGGUCUCAACUGUUUUUAUUUCUUCCCUCUAGCACAAUCAUUUUCUGUUCCUGAUGGAACGAUGAGAAGGGUGGGGGAUGAAAAUUUCUGGCCACCAUGCUCUGGCCUCCUGUUCAAGCAUCUAAAAAUAAGCAGAUCAUUCAUGCUGGGCCAAAUGACCUCCGCUGGCAUACUCCUGUGCCCUUGUUGUGCUAAAAGAGAAUCUAUGUCUUCCUUUGACUUUCAUUACAAAAAGCCUCUUUCUCUAACCUUUGUCUUAUGUAGGUGCCAUUAUUAUUACUGGGAGCAGUGUUGUGUGAUAAAUACAGGUGCUUUGGAAACAGCAACUUUGGAUUGGAUUUUGACUCUGCCUCUUACUUGUGUGGCUUAGGGAAUUUUUUAUUUUUUAGAGACAGGGUCACACUCUGUCGCCCAGGCUGGAGUGCAGUGGCAUGAUCAUAGCUUAGGUGAUCCUUCUACCUCGGCCUCCUGAGUAGCUGGGACCCGCAGGCACGUGCCACCAGGCCCAGCUAAUUUUUUUUAAGUGUUUUGUAAAGAUGAGAUCUUACUAUAUUGCCCAGGCUGGUCUUGAGCUCCUGGGUGUAAAUGAUCCUCCUGCCUCAGCCUCCCAAAGUGUUGGGAUUACAGAGAUGAGUCACCAUGCCUGGCCUUAGUUAAGAGUUUUUAAUUCAAAUCAGUAUUGAAUCCCCAGUAUUUCCUGUAAACCAGAAGUUAGAUCUAGAGUCUUUAUUCAUAUUAAAAUUUUUGGCAAGAAUACGUCAUAGUUUUCUUGAACCUAAGUUCCUACACAGAUUUAACUCUAGCAACUAACAGGCUGCUUUACUUCUCCAUCUUCCCUCUGCUCACCUCCGCGGACUGAGUCAUCCUUCAGGCCUUCCUUUGGACAUCACUUUCUCAGGGAAGCUGCCCUGACUGCCCAUGUUUAGCAUGUAGGUUCAUUCCUGCCAUGGCGUCACCACAGGAGAUUGUAAUUGCCUGCCUGCCAUUUGGGGAACUUCUUGUAGCUCACCUCCCUUGCCCUGCCUUCCACUAAUCCUUCCCUCUCACCACACACGUCCCCCUGCUUUUCUAUGAGAGGUAUGCUGCCCAUCCUUCAGUCCUCACCUCACAUGGCACACCCCUAGGUCAGGUUUCCCAUGAUACAGAGCUAUACUUUCCUGUGCUUUUUUUUUUUUUUCCCAUAGCAUUUAUCACAAGUUAUUUCUGGAUUUUCUUUGUUAUGAAUAUUUGCCUUGUACUUUAGACUGUAAACUUGUUGGCCUUUGCUUAAUGCUGUAUCCCCAGCACCUAGCAUGGUGCCUGGCUCCUCAUGGCAGUUACUACAUAUUUAUUGGAUGAUAAAGGGUGCUAUUGCAUUCUUUUAUCUCCUUUAGGACAGAAACUACCUUAUUGAUGUUUGUGGCCUUGGUGUCUAGCUGGUACACCAGGCCCACCACAAGAUAUGGUUGCCCAGGUACACAAGUCCUUCAUCGUAUGAGAGAGAAAUGUAGAAAUGUAGAAAAAUAGGCCAGUAGGGAGGCCAGUAAGAAGGAAAAAUAAGUCUCUAUCAGCUGUGAACUAUUCUUGCCAAAAGCAUUUAACCAGAAUCUAAUCAAGCCUUUAGACCUAAUUUCUAGUUUACAAGAAAUGCAGGGUUAGAAGAACAUAUUUUGUAACACCAUGAAGAAGUGAUCAACCACAUCCAGAAUGUCAGACAUUCUGCAGUACGAUGUGUUUGGACAAAGGUCAUAACAAGAAAAAAGAUUCUAGCCAGGUAUAGUGGCUCACACCUGUAAUCCCAGCACUUCGGGAAGCCAAGGCAGGAGGAUCACUUGAGGCUAGGAGUUUGAGACCAGCCUGGGUAAGAUAGCAAGACCUUGUCGCUACAAAAAAAUUAAAAGUAAAUAAAUAACUUUAAAAAUUAAAAGAUUCAAAGAUGGCCGGGUGCAGUGGCUUACGCCUGUAAUCCUGGCACUUUGAGAGGCAGAUCACCUGCGGUCAAGAGUUCGAGACCAGCGUGGCCAACAUAGUGAAACACCGUCUCUACUAAAAAUAAAAGCUGGGCAUUGUGGCAGCCGCCUGUAAUCCCAGCUACUUAGGAGGCUGAGGCAGGAGAAUCGCUUGAACCUGGAAGGAGGAGGUUGCAGUGAGCUGAGAUGGAGCCACUGCACUCCAGCCUAGGUAACAGAGGAAGAUUCCAUCUCCAAAAUAAAUAAAUAAAUAAAAGAUGCAAAGAUUAUUCUAGAUUAAGAGAUUGUAGAGACACACCAUCCAAAUACAUAAUAUUAUCCUUGACUGGAUAUAGUUAGAAAAAGACAAUUACAAAAGACAUUUUGAAUACACUGGAGAAGUUGAAAUAUGGACCGUAAAUUAGAUGAUAUAAUAAUUAGAGUUAUUGUUACUUUUCUUGGAUAUGUAGAAAAUUGACCUUAUUCUUAGAAGAUGUAUAAUGAGGGGCUGGACGCGGUGGCUCGUGCCUGUAAUCCCAGCACUUUGGGAGGCUGAGGCGGGUAGAUCACCUGAGAUCGGGAGUUUGAGACCAGCCUGACCAACAUGGAGAAAACCCGUCUCUACUAAAAAUACAAAAUUAGCAGGGUGUGGUGGCACAUGCGUGUAAUCCCAGCUGAGGCAGGAGAAUCACUUGAACUCAGGAGGCGGAUGUUGUGGUGAGCUGAGAUUGCGCCAUUGCACUCCAGCCUGGGCAACAAGAGCAAAACUCCGUCUCAAAAAAAAAAAAAAAAAAAAAGUGUAUAAUGAAAUAUUUAGGUAUAAAAUGUCCUGAUGUCUGCAACUUAUUUUCAAAUGAUUCAGGAAAAAUCACAUUCAUAUAUAAAGCAAAUGGUCAAAUAUUAGCAGCUGUUGAAUCUGGGUGGAAGAUAUGCAAAGUUUUUUGACUGUUGGUUUUGGGUUUUUGGAAAUUAUUUUUGGUCAGAUUAAUUAGGUAUAAUUUACAAAGUAAAAUGUACCCAUUUAAUUGUAAAGUUUUAUGAAUUUUGACAAACACAUGCAAUUGUAUAACUACCAUCAUUAUCAACACAUAGAACAGUUUAUCAUCCCUAGAAUUCUCCCUUGCCCCUUUGUAGUCAUCCCCUCACCCUACCCCCUACCCCUUGUACCACUGAUCUAUGCAACAUUUCUAUAGUUUUGCCUUUCCCAGAAUGUCAUACAGAUGGAAGCACAUAGUAUGUUGCCUUUUAAGUCUGGCUUCUUUCACUUAUACAUUAGUUUGCUAGGGCUGCUGUAACAAAACACCACAAACUGGGUGACUUCAAACUAUAGAAAUGUAUUGUCAGCCAGGCGCGGGUGGCUCAUGCCUGUAAUCCCAGCACUUUGGGAGGCCAAGGCGGGCAGAUUACCUGAGGUCAGGAGUUUGAGACCAGCCUGGCCAACAUGACAAAACCCCGUCUCUACUAAAAACACAAAAAUUAGCUGGGCAUGGUGGUAUGCGCCUGUAAUCCUAGCUACUCGGGAGGCUGAGAAUCACUUGAACCCAGGAGGCGGAGGUUGCAAUGAGCCGAGAUGAUGCCACUGCACUCCAGCCUGGACGACAGAGCGAGACUGUAUCAAAAAAAGAAAAAGAAAAAGAAAAGAUAAAAGAAAGUAUUGUCUCAUUCUGGAUGCUGGAAGUCCAAAAUUAAGUUGUUGGAAGGACCAUGCUUUCCCAAAGGCUCCAGGAAGAAUCUGUUCCAUUCCUUUCUCUUAGCUUCUGGUGUCACCAGCAAUCUUGGCAUUUUUUACCUUGUGCCUGCGUAACUCCAAUCUCCACCUCUGUCAUUGCAUGGCAUUUUUCCUGUGUGUCUGUUUAUAAGGACAUCAGUCAUAUGGGACUAAGGGCCCACCUUAUUUGAGUAUGACCUCAUCUUAAGACAUUAUAUCUGCAGUGACCCUAUUUCCAAAUAAGAUCACAUUCUGAAGUGUUAGACAGUUAGGACUUACUAUUUUUGGGAGGACACAAUUCAACCUUUGACACUUAGCUUAAGACGUUUGAGAUUAAUCCAUGUUUUUGCAUGUGUCAGUUUAUUCUCUUUUUAUUGCUGUGUAGUAUUCCACUGUUUGGAUGUAUUGCUCUUUGUUUAUCCAUAUAUCAGCUGAAAGACAUGUAGGUUGUUUUCAAUAUUAGGCAAUUAUGAAUAAAGCCACUAUAAACAUUUGCCUGUGGAUUUUUGUGUAAACACAAAUUUUCACUUCUCUUGGGUAAAUAUUGAGCAGUGAGAUUAUGUUUAACUCUUUAAGAAACUGCUAAAUAGUUUUCCAGGAUAUUUUCAGUUCCCAGUAGCGAUAUAUGAGAGUUCUAGUUCUUCAUGUUUUCACCAACACUUGGUAUUGCUGACUUUUCUAAUGAUAGCCGUUUUAAUGCGUGUGUAGUGGUAUCAUGUAAUGGUUUUGAUUUGCAUUUCCCUAGUGACUUAUGAUGUUCAGCAUCUUUUCAUGUGCUUAUAUGCCAUUUGUUUGUCUUCUCUUUUUUUUUUUUUUUUUUUUGAGAUGGAGUCUCACUCUGUUGCCGAGGCUGGAGUGCAGUGGCGCAAACUCGGCUCACUGCAAGCUCUGCCUUCUGGGUUCACACCAUUCUCCUACCUCAGCCUCCUGAGUAGCUGGGACUACAGGCCCGUGCCACCACGCUAAUUUGAAACACUGUUUUUAGUAGAGAUGGGGUCACCCUGUUAGCCAGGAUGCUCUCAAUCUACUGACCUUGUGAUCUGCCCACCUCGGCUUCCCAAAGUGCUGGGAUUACAGGCGUGAGCCACUGCGCCUGGCCUGUAUGUCUUCUUUAGUGAAGUGUCUGUUCGGAUCUUUUGCCCAUUUUUAUUAGGUUAUCUAUGUUCUUAUUGAGUUUUGUGAAUAUUAAAAAUAUUCUCCAUAUAAGUCCUUUAUCAGAUAUGUAUUUUAGUUUUAUUUAUUUAUUUAAUUUAUUUUUUUGAAAUGGAGUCUCGCUCUGUCGCUCAGGCUGGAGUGGAAUGGUGCCGUCUCCGCUCACUGCACACUCCGCCUCCCGGUUCAAGCGAUUCUUCUGCCUCAGCCUCCCGAGUAGAUAGGAUUACAGGAGCCCGCCACCACGCCCGGCUAAGUUUUGUAUUUUUAGUAGAGACGGAGUUUCACCAUGUUGGCCAGGCUGGUCUUGAACUCCUGGUCUCUGGUGAUCCGCCCACCUUGGACUCCCAAAGUGCAGGGAUUAUAGGCGUGAGCCAGUGUGCCCAGCCAGAUAUGUAUUUUAAACAUAUUUUCUUCCAGUCCAUGGUUUGUCUUUUCCUUAACAAUCUCUUUCAAGGAGCAGAAGCUUUUAAUUUUGAUGACAUUCAAUUUAUCUUUAUGGAUAGUUUUUUUGAUGUCAUUUCAUUGUAUGUGUUUUUCAACUUUUCUCUGGGUUUGAAAUCUUGUAUAAUAAAAAGUUGAGAGAAAAAAAGGCAGAAAUAGCUAUUUUGUUUUUUUUUAAAGCAAACAAUUACUAAAAGGCAAACAAUAACAUCCUCUUUAUUUACCUUCCAAUUCUGCUCCUUUCACAGAGGCAAUCACUUUUAAACCCUUUAACUGUUUCUUCUUCAGCUCCUUAUUUAAUUAGUCUUUGAGGGUCAGGGGAGACACCUCCAGGACAUACCAGGGUUCAUGACAGGGAGCUUUGGAUCUGCCCUGGGAGUGCCCUGAGGCUAGAGUGGGCAGUGACCCAGACUCCUCAGCAAGUGGGUUGAUUCUGGCUGUGAAAUGAGCACCCAGCUCUUGUUAAAAGCAAACUCUGAGACUGCAGAAGGUCCCCUGUUGUCCUUGGCAUCUGACUUGGUGUUCCCUCAGCCAUUAACCACACUCCGAACCUCAGACAGUUGCCAGGCCUCCCUUCUUCAGCCAGACUUGGGCGGGAAGCCUGCUGAAACUGCAGAAUGUGUGGCCUGAGAGGAGCCCUCAGCAAGGCAGGUAACUGUGUCAUCUUGUUGGAUGUCAAACUCAUUCAAAAACAGAUGAACAAUGGGAAUUCCAGCCUCCAAACUGGCUUCCUCUCUGCCUGCUUCCCAGCGGUGCUGCCAUACACACCUCUCUUCUCUCUCCUGGGCAAGGAUUUGCCUAUCACUCACCACCUCUACAGUCUUUGAAGUUGUUUUAAAGGACAAUGAGAGAAUAGGACAGGCUCCCUGCAGGACGUUUUCCAGGUGGUAGCCUAGGUAGAGGAAGGCUUAAGACAUCUUUUUGACUCCUUGUCCAUUCCCUCUGGCUUCUCUUACUGCUACCUCACUCAUUCUGCCUGAAAAGGAAAAGCUGGAAACAGAUGCUAACUAAAUCUGGGUCCUAGUUUCCUGACUGAGCCUGUGUCAGAUCUCCUGGGUUGACCCUGUCAUAAAUUAGGCUCUGCAUGAGCUUUGGAACAGGCCCUUCUAGAUGGUCUUCAGAAGACCCCAACUCUGUUUUGAGUUCAACCCAACAUUAUCACUGGUCCAAUAGUGGGCCUCUUCUUGGGAGAAGGUGCCUCUCUUUAUCAGCUAGCCUUGAA
This is a messenger RNA of Gorilla gorilla gorilla (western lowland gorilla), 15812 nucleotides long. Its product is annotated as small ribosomal subunit protein uS2-like. Lineage: Eukaryota; Metazoa; Chordata; Mammalia; Primates; Hominidae. Gene Ontology annotation, molecular function: structural constituent of ribosome. Gene Ontology annotation, biological process: translation. The transcript has a single exon. The record is from RefSeq and is a predicted model, not a curated record. The coding region runs from base 4468 to 5253 and encodes 261 amino acids. Gene Ontology annotation, cellular component: small ribosomal subunit; ribosome.